Pyrenophora tritici-repentis Pt-1C-BFP is the source of this 726-nucleotide messenger RNA. RefSeq names its product SrfB, protein conserved in bacteria, putative virulence factor. The record is from RefSeq and is a predicted model, not a curated record. NCBI's taxonomy places the organism in Eukaryota, Fungi, Ascomycota, Dothideomycetes, Pleosporales, Pleosporaceae.
AUGUCUUCCACAAAUCACCCUCAGAAACCCAGCGACAAGCAACUCAGCAACCGGAAAUGUUUCAUUAUGGGCCUUUCGAAAUGCAUGACACCCCCGCAAUCCCAGCGUAUUAUGGCCCUACGGCCAGUGAACGACUUUGCGCCGCGUCUGGUGCCCAACGACAAGAAACGCAAAGCAGCCUCCAAGACUACGACGAAGCCUACAGACCGAACUAUACUUCUUGCAAAGUCCGACAACCCUGCGAUUCCAGAUGUGGUUCUUCAGCCUGCGGCGCCACGUGAGAUGGGAAUGAAGGUAGAGGAUCGUCUCUUCGACCGGCGUGGCUCAGAAUUCGUUUUGCGCAAGUCGAAAAGCUGGGGUCAGUGCAGCACUUCCACCCGCUCAGCGGCUGGUGGUCCUGAGCCGCCUUCGCACGAAAAAACGGCGGAGGUUCACAAGGAGCCCUCGAAAGCUCAGACAGGUGCAUCUGACAACACCAAGCGCGAUGCGGAAGAUCAGGAUAUGGAUAAGGAACUGGAUGCAACAUCUCAAUUUGACUAUUGUCUCCCAGAAUUGAGAGUGACCCCACCCGAAGAUGGCAACAGGAAACCUGGAUGGGGGGAGGGUGGCAAGAAGGUCAGGAUAGUGAGACGUCUGCUUGCGCUUUUCAAGAGGAAGAGCAAGGCAGGCAGGAAGAAGGCGGUGAAGGAGAACACCUGGAUGUCAAAGGAAAAUAACAACAAAUAG